This is a messenger RNA of Pseudomassariella vexata, 924 nucleotides long. RefSeq names its product S-adenosyl-L-methionine-dependent methyltransferase. Lineage: Eukaryota; Fungi; Ascomycota; Sordariomycetes; Amphisphaeriales; Pseudomassariaceae. The record is from RefSeq and is a predicted model, not a curated record. The transcript has a single exon. Bases 1 to 924 code for a protein of 307 amino acids. Gene Ontology annotation, molecular function: S-adenosylmethionine-dependent methyltransferase activity.
AUGUCGGAAACGACCUUUCGCUCCUUCACCAACGAGCAGGGCGCAAACUAUGCCCAGAACAGAAAAUCCUAUAGUUACAAGCUGUUCGAGCUCCUCAUAAAGCACCAUAUUUCGACAGGCGGCCAACUCGACACUGUCCUCGAUGUCGGCUGCGGGCCCGGCAUCGCCACUCACGAUGUCGCAUCGCACUUUGAGCACGUCAUCGGCCUCGACCCCUCAGAGGGCAUGAUUGCCACCGCACGAUCUCUAGGCGGCUCCUCCAAAUCCUCCGAGCCCAUCCGCUUUGAGCUCUCUACUGCGGAAGAACUGGGAUCGAACCUCGACCAGCCUAUUGCCGCCGGCAGUGUCGACCUUAUCACUGCCGCCACUGCCGCUCACUGGUUCGACAUGUCCAAGUUCUGGUCGCGGGCGGCACAGGUUCUCCGGCCUGGUGGUACUGUGGCGAUCUGGACCAGCAGGUUCAAUUUCGUGCAUCCUUCCAUGCCGAAUCGUGACGCCGUGCAGGCGCUCGCCGAUGAAUUCCACGACAAGUAUAUACGGCCUUAUGCCCAGCCCGGCAGCAUGCUUUCUCAGAAUCUCUACGUGGAUCUUCCACUCCCCUGGACGCUUGACGAGCCGGUUGCCGGUUUUGACCAGGAGACCUUCUACCGCAGGGAGUGGACGGGAGAAUAUGAUAGCGACCGGUUCUUCGCUGAUCAGGCUGCGGUCGAUCUGGAUACCAUGGAGAAGAUGUACUCGACCGCCAGUUCUGUCGUGCGGUGGAGAGAAGCGCAUUCUGAUGCCGCCGGGACGGAGCGGGAUGUCUUGAGGAUAUUCAGGAGGAGUCUCGAAAAGCUGCUGCAUGAGGCGGGGGUGGAACACGGCAAGGAAUGGGUCAGGGGUAGCGUGGGGGGUGUUUUAUUAAUGGUGAAGAAGAAAGCUUGA